Nerophis lumbriciformis (worm pipefish) is the source of this 609-nucleotide messenger RNA. The record is from RefSeq and is a predicted model, not a curated record. NCBI's taxonomy places the organism in Eukaryota, Metazoa, Chordata, Actinopteri, Syngnathiformes, Syngnathidae.
AUGGCCACGACUAUAUCCCGCUGUAUUGGUAGAAUUUUAUCCCGCCAGACUGCUCCGACGGGGAUUGUUUCGGCAGACAAUGGUGGCGUUCUCAGUUCUUGCAUUACUGCAGUGAAGACAUUAAAGACGUCUGCUCCCCUUAGUGCGGAGCCCAAGAAGAAAAAGAAAGUGGACCCAAGAAGAGAGCAGAUGGUGAGGGAGAGGAUGAAGAAGAAACUGAAGAAGUUGGAGAGAGUUCCGCCCGAGUUCAUCCCUAUAGAGGACUUCAUCACGCCAACCAAAUGUUUGGAUGAGACGAGGGUCCGAGCCGCUCCCAGGCUGUCAUUUGAUGAAAGCGAAAGCCGAGCUCUGCUUCUGAAGGAGUGGUGUCGAUACAAAAAUGAGCAGCACUUGGCCGAGAUGCAGGCUAUCGAGCUUGCCCUGGAAGCCCAGAAGGAGGCACUGGAAGAGCUCAAGGCAGAAUCUGAGGAGCUUUACCAGGCAGCACUGAAACCGGACCCUCUCCUGUUCCCCUUCUCCCAUGAAGGCCCCUCUUACACGCCGCCAAAGAUCAAAUACGAAGCACCCGACGGGAAGUACAACGAUGUCACUAAAGUCUACACGCAGUGA